UUUACUACGGUCUUUCCAUUCCAUCAUCGAGUAUUCUACUGCCGUGAUGUACAUCUUUACAAGCCAAACUAUGUACCUGAAGAUUUCAACGUCUACGUCUCCUACCCACUUCUCUACACUCUUGGAUUCGUACUGCCACCCCUAGUUAUGUUCAUCGGUGAGGUGAUGUUUUGGCUGUUUUCAACGAAACCACGAAAGACAGUCUAUGCAAAUUGUGGCGAAUGCAAAGUGCAUCUGUUCACAAGGCGACUUCUCCGAUUUAUCGCUGUGUUCCUAUGUGGAGCGUUGGUGACUCAAAUAUUCGUUGAUACGAUCAAAUUGAUGACCGGCUACCAGCGACCAUAUUUUCUUUCCCUUUGCAACGUAUCUAUAAGUGCUUGCACAGCUCCAUUAGAGCAUUCACCAUCACCAUCGCCUCAUCUUGCAUGUAAUUUCCGAGGAGCUGAUGAGUUACGUGCUUGCACAGCUCCGCUGGAGCAUUCACCAUCACCAUCGCCUCAUCUUGCAUGUAAUUUCCGAGGAGCUGAUGAGUUACGGUAUGCUUGGCUCACAUUCCCGUCAUUGCACGCCGCCUUUUCCAGCUAUUCCUGUAUCUUCGCAUCGUGCUACAUCUACUACAUGAUCAAUCUUCGAGGUGCUCCUCUUCUUCGUCCAUUCCUCAUCUUUGGAUUCAUUGGUUUGUGCAUCGUCGACUCGUUCUCACGCAUAAAUGGCUACAAAAAUCACUGGCGAGACAUUUGGGUCGGAUGGCUAAUCGGCUUUCUUAUCGCUUUCUUCCUGUGUCAUUGUGUCCUAUGCUUCCAAGAAAUCUAUCAUAUGGUCAUAGAGAAGCCGGCUGUGGUUGAAGAACGCGUAUCGCCGUUCUUCUCAUGGUUCCGACUUCCAAGAGUUCAAGCUCCAUCCGUGAGAGAGGAAUAUGUAGUUUAUGAAGAAGAUGUACCCCAGACGGAGACCAUGCCUCGUCAUCGCAAGAAUCAGGAUCGACAAUAUGAGGUAACAACGACGACCGAAUCCUACCAUCGAACGAUCAGCCCUCCACAACAUAACGGCUAUCAAUAUUGA
Messenger RNA from Haemonchus placei, 1062 nucleotides. The record is from the annotation of a GenBank genome assembly. Lineage: Eukaryota; Metazoa; Nematoda; Chromadorea; Rhabditida; Trichostrongylidae.